UAUUUCCGGUACAUGUAAAGUGUAAAAAAACAUGUCGUUGGGACGUUUUUCUACGUUUGUCAUUGUCCUAACGGCAUUUUUUGGUUCCUCAUUUUGUUUGAACAUCAUUCCCGAUUAUUUUAUGAACAGUGGAGGUUUGGGUAAUUGUGGUGAAACUAUCAAUAACAAAGAAGACGUGUAUAUCAGGUCCCAUACUGGAGCUUAUCAACUUGGAAGUAUCAUAAACUACGGAGCGAAUGAGAACUGUGAGCUAACAUUCAACGCAGGGACAGGGAAGAAAGUCUUGAUAAAUUUUUUAGAAUUUGAACUGGAAAAUGCAGCAGGAAAUGAAUGUUUGGAUGGACUUGAGAUAUUUGACCACCAGAACACCACCACGUCCACUAAUUCAAACAACGCGACUGUUUCUUACAACUGUACAAUCAAUAAUAAUGCCACCAUUGACAACUGUACAGCGGCAAACAACUGUUCACUAGACAACUGCACUGUAGCUAAUAACUGUUCAAUUGAGAAUACAACACUGACGACAAACCUGUGCACGAUGGAAAACUCUUCUUCCUUGACCAACCAAAUUACCGCCGAUUUGACAGUUUGCGGAAGUGCAGGUCCAAGUCCAUUUGUAUCAGAUUCAUCAGAAGUGCAGUUUAAAUUUUACACAAACAGUCUAAAUCAUUUCUCUGGUUUCCAGUUGCUGGUUACAUCAUUUCGUGAGGCCGAUAAUUGCUCAAGCAACGAAUUUCAAUGUGAUACAAACAGAUGUAUCCCUACAAAUCUAAAGUGUGAUACGGUCCAACACUGUGUUGAUGGUACAGAUGAAAAUGACAACAUCGCUGGCUGUACUAUCUUAGAUAAAAUUUUGGGGUACGUGUUUGGACUUGGACAGCUGACAGUGAUCACUAUUGCUAUUUUAGGCGGCGUUAUCAUCUUUACAAUAAUCACCUUUAUCAUUGUCUACCAUGUAUGUUGUAAGAAAAAACAUAAUAGAGUCCAUGAUACCCAAGAGGCGCACCCUGGGACAUCAAGAAACACACCCAAUAGAGAGAGUAGGAAGGGCCAAAAAGGAAAGAGAACGGUCACUGUUGUAGCACCGGCACCUCACACAUCGGAAGCAUCUAAAUCAACAAGAAAGCAGACUUCCGGUAGGAAUUCGAAGUCAAAGAAAAGGUCGGACGAGGAAAAUGAUCCAUUUUGGUGAAAAUGAAUGCUCAUCAAUUUAUAUAUUUGUAAUACCAUCGGGUAAUGUCGUUUUACUUAAUCAAAGAUAUGACAGUUAAUAGUACACGUCAGUACCUUCUCAGUUUCCUAACGGACGUAGAGCUGUUACUUCGUACAUGUGUAGUUAUAUAAUGUAUGACAUGGUGAACUAAUUUUGAUAUACUUACAAAUUGUGCAUGGUUUUUCCUCGAUUUAACUUUUUUAAUAGAAAUAGAAACUUAACGCACAUCUUUACUUCUUAUGUUUGGCCCAAGUUUAUUGAAAAUAGAUGUAUUUUAUUCUUUACUCAACUCGAAGCUGACUAAGAACAUUAAAAAGAACGUGUUUUUUUUCGUU
Messenger RNA from Mytilus trossulus (common blue mussel), 1548 nucleotides. RefSeq lists its product as uncharacterized. The record is from RefSeq and is a predicted model, not a curated record. The coding region runs from base 32 to 1192 and encodes 386 amino acids. Gene Ontology annotation, molecular function: protein binding. The transcript is spliced from 5 exons. Lineage: Eukaryota; Metazoa; Mollusca; Bivalvia; Mytilida; Mytilidae.